GGCGGCGGGAAGAUGGCGGCGGCGGGAGCCCUGGAACGGAGCUUCGUGGAGCUCUGCGGGGCCGAGCGCGGAAGGCCGAGACACUUUCGGGAAUUCACAGUCUGCGGCAUUGGGACUGCAAAUGCCGUACCUGGAGCCGUGAAAUACAGUGAGAGCGCGGGAGGCUUCUACUAUGUGGAAAGUGGCAAGUUGUUCUCUGUCACUCGAAACAGGUUCAUUCAUUGGAAGACCUCCGGAGAUACAUUGGAGCUGGUGGAGGAGUCACUGGAUAUAAAUUUGUUGAAUAAUGCAGUUCGCCUAAAAUUCCAGAAUUGCAGUGUCUUACCUGGAGGGGUGAAUGUCUCCGAGACUCAGAAUCAUGUGAUAAUGUUGAUAGUAACCAAUCAAACAGUGCACAGGUUACUUUUACCACACCCUUCCCGGAUGUAUAGGAGCGAGUUGGUAAUUGAAAGUCAGAUGCAAUCAAUAUUCACCGACAUUGGAAAAGUCGAUUUCCAGGAUCCUUGCAACUGUCAGUUAAUUCCAGCAGUACCUGGACUGUCCCCUAAUUCUACCAGCUCGGCAGCCUGGCUCAGCAGUGAUGGGGAGGCUCUCUUUGCUCUACCAUCUGCUUCAGGGGGGAUCUUUGUUCUUAAACUACCUCCUUAUGACAUACCUGGGAUGGCGUCAGUUGUGGAACUGAAACAGAGUUCAGUAAUGCAACGAUUGCUUGUAGGCUGGAUGUCAACAGCUAUCAGGGGUGAUCAGGGGCCUUCAGAUCGUCCCCUCAGUCUUGCUGUCCAUUGUGUCGAGCAUGAUGCCUUCAUCUUUGCUCUGUGUCAGGAUCAUAAACUACGAAUGUGGUCUUAUAAGGACCAAAUGUGCCUAAUGGUAGCCGACAUGCUGGAGUAUGUCCCUGUGAAUAAAGACCUUCGGCUCACUGCUGGGACUGGUCACAAGUUACGACUUGCUUAUUCCCCUUCCCUGGGACUCUACCUAGGGGUGUACAUGCAUGCACCAAAACGAGGACAGUUCUGCAUUUUCCAGUUGGUGAGCACUGAGAAUAACCGCUAUAGUUUAGAUCACAUAUCCUCACUAUUCACUUCUCAGGAGACGCUUAUUGACUUUGCCUUAACCUCCACGGAUAUCUGGGCUUUGUGGCAUGAUGCUGAGAACCAAACAUUUGUGAAAUACAUCAACUUUGAACAUAAUGUUGCAGGUCAGUGGAAUCCAGUUUUUAUGCAGCCUCUGCCAGAGGAAGAGAUCAUCAUCAGAGAUGACCAAGACCCCAGAGAAAUGUAUCUGCACAGUCUUUUUACACCAGGACGAUUCAUAAAUGCAGCUUUAUGUAAAGCUUUACAGAUUUUCUGCCGAGGAACUGAGAGGAAUUUGGAUCUUUCCUGGAGUGAACUAAAGAAAGAAGUUACUUUAGCUGUUGAAAGUGAGCUCCAAGGAAGUGUAACAGAAUAUGAAUUCUCCCAGGAGGAAUUUCGAAAUUUGCAACAGGAAUUCUGGCGCAAGUUCUAUGCCUGCUGUCUUCAGUAUCAAGAAGCUCUGUCUCAUCCUCUUGCCCUACAUUUGAAUCCACACACAAACAUGGUGUGCCUGCUGAAAAAAGGGUACCUGUCUUUCCUUGUGCCCUCCUCUUUAGUGGACCAUUUGUAUCUCCUGCCUGAUGAGAACCUUUUGACAGAGGAUGAGAUAACUAUAUCUGAUGAUGUGGAUGUUGCUCGGGAUGUCAUCUGUCUUAUAAAGUGCCUCCGGCUGAUUGGAGAAUCAGUAACAAUGGAUAUGUCAGUUAUGAUGGAAAUGAGUUGUUACAAUGUACAGUCUCCAGAAAAGGCUGCAGAACAGAUUCUGGAAGAUUUGAUCACUAUUGAUGUAGAAAAUGUGAUGGAGGAUAUUUGUAGUAAACUUCAAGAGAUUAGGAACCCAAUCCAUGCUAUUGGUCUUCUUAUACGGGAGAUGGAUUAUGAAACUGAAGUGGAAAUGGAAAAGGGAUUCAAUCCAGCUCAGCCUUUGAAUAUUCGAAUGAAUCUUUCCCAGCUCUAUGGUAGUAGCACGGCAGGGCAUGUUGUGUGCAGAGGUGUGUGUAAAAUUGCCAGUACUCGCUUCCUGAUCUGCCGAGACCUUUUGAUCUUACAGCAGUUACUAAUGAGACUAGGAGAUGCAGUGAUUUGGGGAUCUGGUCAGCUCUUUCAAGCUCAGCAAGACUUACUACAUCGUACAGCUCCCCUACUCUUAUCUUAUUACCUCAUUAAGUGGGCAAGUCAGUGCUUGGCAACCGAUGUUCCAGUUGACACAUUGGAGUCUAAUCUCCAACACUUAUCAGUACUGGAACUAACUGACUCUGGUGCUUUAAUGGCAAAUAAGUUGGUAUCUAGCCCUCAGACAAUUGUGGAGUUAUUCUUCCAAGAAGUUGCAAGAAAACACAUUAUAUCUCACCUCUUCUCUCAACCAAAGGCACCUCUGAGCCAAACUGGAUUGAAUUGGCCUGAAAUGAUUACUGCAAUUACCAAUUAUAUACUUCAGCUUUUAUGGCCUCGUAAUCCAGGUUGCCUCUUUUUAGAAUGUUUGAUGGGAAAUUGUCAGUAUGUACAAUUGCAGGAUUACAUUCAACUGCUCCAUCCCUGGUGUCAAGUCAAUGUUGGUUCCUGUCGAUUUAUGCUGGGACGGUGUUAUCUAGUUACAGGAGAAGGACAGAAGGCUCUGGAAUGUUUUCGUCAGGCGGCAUCGGAAGUAGGCAAAGAGGAAUUCUUGGAUCGCUUGAUCCACUCAGAGGAUGGGGAGAUUGUGUCCACACCCAGGCUGCAAUAUUAUGAUAAGGGCCUUUCUGCCUGCUGUUCCCUUAGCCUCGGAUGCUCCUCCUCAUGCCUUCAUUUCACUCAGGUUUUACGUCUACUAGAUGUUGUUGGUUUGCCUGAACUGGUGAUUCAGUUGGCUACAGCAGCAAUAACUGAAGCGGGUGAUGACUGGAAAAGUCACGCUACUUUAAGGACAUGCAUUUUCAAACAUCAUUUGGAUUUGGGUCACAAUAGCCAAGCAUAUGAGGCCUUAACCCAGAUUCCUGAUUCCAGCAGGCAGUUAGAUUGCUUACGGCAGCUGGUAGUAGUACUUUGUGAACGCUCACAGCUACAGGAUCUUGUAGAGUUUCCCUAUGUGAAUCUGCAUAAUGAGGUUGUAGGAAUCAUUGAAUCGAGGGCUAGAGCUGUGGACCUUAUGGCUCACAAUUACUAUGAGCUUCUCUAUGCCUUUCACAUCUAUCGCCACAAUUACCGCAAGGCUGGUACAGUGAUGUUUGAAUACGGAAUGCGUCUUGGCAGAGAGGUUCGAACUCUCCGGGGACUUGAGAAGCAAGGCAACUGUUACCUGGCUGCUAUUAAUUGUUUACGACUUAUUCGUCCAGAAUAUGCGUGGAUUGUACAGCCAGCAUCUGGUGCUGUGUAUGAUCGCCCUGGAGCAUCCCCUAAGAGGACUUAUGAUGGAGAAUGCGCAGCCGCCCCAACAAAUCGGCAAAUUGAAAUCCUAGAACUGGAAGAUCUGGAGAAAGAGUGCUCCUUGGCUCGCAUCCGCCUCACUUUGGCUCAGCAUGAUCCAUCAGCAGUUGCAGUUGCAGGAAGUUCAUCAGCAGAGGAGAUGGUCACUCUCUUGGUUCAGGCUGGUCUCUUUGACACUGCCAUAUCACUAUGUCAGACUUUUAAACUUCCUUUAACACCAGUCUUUGAAGGGCUUGCUUUCAAAUGCAUCAAAUUGCAGUUUGGAGGAGAGGCAGCACAAACAGAAGCCUGGGCCUGGCUAGCAGCUAACCAGCUCUCAUCUGUCAUCACUACUAAGGAGUCUAGUGCUACAGAUGAAGCAUGGCGACUAUUACUGACUUACCUGGAAAAGUACAAAGUCCAGAAUAACUUGUAUCACCACUGUGUAAUCAACAAAUUGUUGUCUCAUGGAGUGCCUCUGCCUAAUUGGCUUAUAAACAGUUACAAGAAGGUUGAUGCUGCUGAGUUGCUUCGUCUAUACUUGAACUAUGACCUUUUAGAAGAAGCUGUGGAUUUGGUCUCAGAAUAUGUGGAUGCUGUACUGGGAAAAGGACAUCAGUACUUUGGAAUUGAGUUUCCACUGUCUGCAACAGCCCCAAUGGUGUGGCUCCCAUACUCCUCUAUUGACCAGCUUCUCCAAGCUCUAGGAGAGAACAGUGCCAACAGUCACAACAUCGCACUGUCCCAGAAAAUACUUGACAAAUUGGAGGACUACCAGCAAAAAGUUGAUAAGGCAACACGAGAUUUAUUAUAUCGUCGGAACUUGUGAUCCAGAUCAUUAGCCUUUGUAACCGCUUGGUGCCUCUUAGGGCUUAAGACUACCCUACAGGAACCCUGUACUCAAGGCCGGUUUUUAUAACUGUAAAUGAUGUGUACAACAUUCAAGUCUGCAUUCUGCUCAAGAGAUGAGGGUGGAAGAGUCAGAGGACCCUGUGCUUGCUGGUGGUGCUAACACAACUUCUGGUUUCAACCUUGGUCUCAAGCAGCUGCUUUUGUAUAUGAUUCACAAGCUUUUUUAGAGUUUAUAUUUUUUUAAACUGCAGAAGACAUCCUUUAUCUACAAAUUAAAACCCACCUUCCCUUUCCAAAACAGCUGAUGGUUGUUGGUUUGUUGUAGCUGACCACCAAAAGCAGUCACUGUAACUGUUUUAAUUCUUCCCUAUCACUUUUUGUAUUUCAAUGGCGUUAUUUUGGUCCAGAACUGACACGUAUUUUCUGUAUUGCAAACAGAGGCUAAUGAUUUUGCAUACUCUUUUCAUUAUUUAUUGUGGAAGUUUUGUAUGGUCUUCAAUAAAGUAUUAAAUAAUUUGCCUAGAUUAAGCCUAAAAUGAUGACCAGCUAUUUAAGGAAGAUACCUUAUUUUGAAUCUGAUUCUGAAGCUAAAGUUGAGUAAACUCUUAGCUAAGAAAAUAUUGGAAAUUCGUCAUCUAUAAAAGCAACAGAUUUUCAAAGUAAAUUCUUUUAACUCUGAUUUAUGAUAAUCAAGCCAGACUUGAUCAUACAGUUAGUCUAAUAAUGGAUGAAAAUAUAAACUUUAUUGGUCAGAUUCAGAAGCAUUCAUGCCCGCAAGUUUUGGGGAAAGUGAAAAAUAAUAAAAUCUUGUAUUUUAUUCUGUAUAUUAAAAUUUCUCUUUUAAGGAAA
Cynocephalus volans (Philippine flying lemur) is the source of this 5156-nucleotide messenger RNA. RefSeq names its product nucleoporin 160 (gene NUP160). Gene Ontology annotation, molecular function: structural constituent of nuclear pore. The transcript is spliced from 37 exons. The coding region runs from base 13 to 4284 and encodes 1423 amino acids. The record is from RefSeq and is a predicted model, not a curated record. NCBI's taxonomy places the organism in Eukaryota, Metazoa, Chordata, Mammalia, Dermoptera, Cynocephalidae. Gene Ontology annotation, cellular component: nuclear pore.